Messenger RNA from Carya illinoinensis, 674 nucleotides. RefSeq lists its product as uncharacterized. The coding region runs from base 152 to 445 and encodes 97 amino acids. The transcript is spliced from 2 exons. The record is from RefSeq and is a predicted model, not a curated record. Lineage: Eukaryota; Viridiplantae; Streptophyta; Magnoliopsida; Fagales; Juglandaceae.
ACCUACUCGCUCAGGUAAACGUAUCCGAAGCUUGUCCCAUGCGUAUAAGUUAAAUCAGAACUGGGGGGUUGGACUCUGGAGUCUGGAGCAAGGAGAACUGCUUCAGCUCCGGAGCAAGUCUGGCAGUCAGAGGUGAACUUACCUCGCAAGAAUGAUGGAGGAUGAGAAGGAAGGUGGUAGGGCCUACGGUCACUGGUGGUGGGUCCUUGCAAGCGGGGCUCAGUUAGGGUUAGGCGUAUCGUCUUACAGAAGGGGCUACGCCGGCGACUCACGCCUCAUGCCCUUGAAAGCCUUCGUCGUCGCCUCUCUCUUCGUCGGCGCCGCUGCUUCUACCGCCGUAUCAGUUCUCAAGGCAUCCGGCAUCCACAAGGUGGAAGACCUCUUGGAAGUGGGUGCAAAUAUAAGAGCUGGACUUGGAGUUCGUCCAAGGGCGAGAGAUGAGUAAUAAUAUAUUCAUAUAUAUGAAUAUCGAAGAUUUUCGUGUUUUGUAGGGUUUGAAAUUGUUUUUAUAAGGACUUUCAUUUUGUCUGAUUCUCAUUUUUCGAAGGUCAAUGACUCAAUAUGUAUACUCUAUGAAGGAGAUACCAGACUUCGUGCAUCGGUGCACGUGCAAAACACACCUAUGGUUACCCUUUUCUAUUCUUUGCAAGAGAAACUAGCAGAUGCUUUCAAUA